Medioppia subpectinata is the source of this 1365-nucleotide messenger RNA. NCBI's taxonomy places the organism in Eukaryota, Metazoa, Arthropoda, Arachnida, Sarcoptiformes, Oppiidae. The record is from the annotation of a GenBank genome assembly.
AUGAAGGGCAAUAAAUUGAGUGAAUUGUUUCAGGCAUUAAAAGUAUUGCAAAGUUCCGACCAUUUCAACGACUAUUCAAUUGUUGGCAACUGUGUCGACGCCUUAAGUAUAAUAAUCGGCAAAAUUGAUAGCAAAAUACAAAACGUGGUGAAAAUGUCCCGACGUUUGACUGACUUCAACAGCAUCUGUCAAAACGAUCAAAUAGUUUUACUCAAAUACUCGUCCAUUGAGAUCGAUAUCAUGCGAAUGGUAUUGAGGUUUAAUUUUCAAGACAAAUCACAUCUCAUAAGAUUGAGUUUGUUUGAAGGACUCGUUAAUCCUAAGUUGUUUUUGGAAAACAUGGGACUCGACUGGGAUUCAGAGCCGCUGAUCAUUGAUUUAUUGACAGCGAUCAUACUGUUUAACCCUCAUCGACCACAUUUGAUCCACAAACAUACCAUUAAAUAUCAACAGAAUAUUUACAUCUAUUUAUUGAAACGAAAUCAUUACAACGCUAUUAGCUGUGAAUCGUGUAAAUCAUUCUUUAGGAGAAAUUCACUGAAAAAUGAUAGGUUUCGGUGUUAUUUAGGGGGCAAAUGUCAGAUCGAUGUUCACAAGAGAGGGCUUUGCAAGAAAUGCCGUUUGGAUAAGUGUUUUGACGUCGGAAUGAAAACUAGUUUGUUUUAUUCAAACGAAGAAAUUCAGUUAAGAAACACUUUUAUAGCGGGGAAUAGGAAACGAAAACACAGGUCUAUAGCCGAGAGCACACCUGUAGUCAAUUUGCCUCAACUGUUAGACCUGUCCAUCGAUUCUUUGCCAUCGAGUACUCAAAACAAAGACAUUUUAAUUUUAGACAACAUUGGGAUUGAUAUAAAUUGCAAUCAAAUUAAUAAUUUUGAUAAUGAAGUAAUGAAUUCAGUGAUACCUGUCGUGACUCCGGAUGAAUUAAAUCAAUCAGUGAUACCUAUUAUGAGACCAAUCAGUGAUUACAGCAAUACUUUCAAUGAAUUAGAAGGCAAUCGAUUGACUGAAUUGUUGUCUGCGCUAAAGAAUAUUGAUUACAUGAUGUCUGGGAAUAAGUCCUCAAAUAUAGACAAUUAUAUUAUCAAUGAUAUCAGAGAAGCGACUGAAUUGAAGACAAAAAUUAAUGAAAUCAUAUUCAAAGAUACGGUUAAAGUGUGUAAAGCAUUGAAUGCUUUUAAAUAUCUCAGUUUAAGCGAUCAAAUGGUUUUGUUUAAAUACUCGGCGCCUGAGAUAAUGGUCUUACGUAUGGUUUUGGGUUAUAAUUUUGAACAUAAUUAUUGGUCUAUAGUGAUUAAGUUAACGGCGAUUAUCCUCUUUAACCCGAAUCGAUCUAAACUAAACAAUAAGUCAAUGAUCAAGUGA